AUGACGGAUAUCCUUUCGUCACACAUUGGAUGGUCACGUAGUCCUAUGCCAGGCGCCUCUCAACAACAAAAACAGCAACAAGAUCAACAACAACAAAAUUUUCAAAAAAAUACACGUCGUGCAUUACCAAGAUUAAAAAAUGAUAUUUCACCACAAUCAACAUCGCGUAAAGUAACUUUGUUCCGUAACGGUGAUCGUUAUUUUGCUGGAAAACAAACUGCUAUAGUACCACAAAAUUAUUCUAAUCUUGGACAAUUAUUACAAGAAUUAUCAACCACAAUCGAUUUACCGUAUGGUGUAAGACGUUUAUUUACACCAAAUCGUGGUUCAGAAGUUACAGAUGUUAGUGUAAUUAAAGAUGGUGCUUCAUAUGUUUGUGCUUCAUUUGAACCAUUUCAAAAAUUAGAAUAUACUUCUAUAGCUGUACCACGUUUAACAUUCAACAUCGAACAACGUAAGUUAUUAUUAUAUAUUCUUAACUAAUAAGAAAAUUUUAUUUUUAAUUUAUUUCAAGUACAGACUGUCAUUUCUAUUUUUCUACUUCAUCGUAUAAUAUUUAUUUGUCAUUUAUCUAUUUACAUUCUAAUAACGAUAUAUCUUGUCAUCAAUUUUUGAAUCUUAUGAGAUUAUUCAUAUCGUAUUAAAAUAUUCAUUAAAUAUAUAUAAUAAGAAGGAUUUCUUUAUGUAUCGAUGCAUCUCUAAGUUCUCUUCUUGUUUUUUUUCUUCGUCAUCCUCCAAAAAUUGUUAAUAACUAUUACAAAACUAGUAUGUAGAAGAGAAAAAAACUAAGAUGAAAAGUAACAGAAAAAAAGGACAUUAUCAGUUUAUGGAUUC
Molecule: messenger RNA, 834 nt
Organism: Adineta steineri
Lineage: Eukaryota; Metazoa; Rotifera; Eurotatoria; Adinetida; Adinetidae
Source: the annotation of a GenBank genome assembly